CAUUACACACCAAUACUAUACCUCAACUCAAAAUAUUUGAUUACUGAAAUUUCAUUAAGUUUAAUAACUAGGUUGCCAAUUUAAUCUCCUAGUCGUCGUUGUUGUCGUCGUCGUUUAAUCUAUAAUAUAUAAAUGGCUGCUGCUGCUGCUGCUAAUCUCUCGGCUAUCCUCCCACGAGUUCUCAUUGUUUCUCGACGCACCGUUCGUAAGAACAAAUUUGUCGAUUUCGUCGGUGAAUACCAUUUGGACCUAAUAGUAAAGUAUGGGGCCGUGCCAGUAAUAGUGCCCCGGGUCUCGGGCAUUCACAUGCUACUAGAGAGCUUUGAGCCUAUUCACGGUGUGCUCUUGUGUGAAGGCGAGGACAUUGAUCCCUCUCUCUAUGAAUCCGACUUUAACUCCGGCGAACUUUCACCCGAGGAAAUUGAGGAAAUCCGACGAUUACAUGCUAGUGACACCGCCAUUGACAAGGAAAAGGACUCAAUUGAGCUCAGGCUCGCCAGGCUUUGCCUUGAGCGCAACAUCCCUUACCUAGGAAUUUGUCGUGGAUCUCAGGUACUAAAUGUAGCUUGUGGUGGAACGCUCUAUCAAGACGUGGAGAAAGAGUUAGCGAGAAAGGUACCCGAGGAGCAAAGAGUGUCCCAUAUCAACUAUAGCAACUACGAUGAUCAUAGGCACGUAGUUAAGGUGUUAGAAGGUACCCCAUUACAAAAGUGGUUUAAGGAAACUUUGGUGUCACAAGAGAAUUUGGAGAUUCUUGUCAAUAGCUACCACCAUCAAGGGGUCAAGCGAUUGGCCCAACGAUUCGUCCCCAUGGCGUACUCGCCGGAUGGGUUGAUCGAAGGCUUUUAUGACCCCAACACGUACGAGCCGGAGGACGGAAAGUUUAUCAUGGGACUCCAAUUUCAUCCUGAACGUAUGAGGCGAUCUGACUCUAAUGAGUUUGAUUAUCCUGGUUGUCCUUGUGCUUAUCAGGAGUUUGUGAAGGCAGCAAUUGCAUACCAAAAAAGGAUUAGUAACAAUUCAAUGAACGUGCCUAAGUUACUUAAAUUGGAUCACACAUUGGAGAAAAAGAGGAGAGUUAUUGUUAGGAGUUUCUCGCUUGCUAAAGAUAUUUAUUCAAGUGGAAAUGGUAUCAAACCAUCUAAAGAAUCCGAACUUGAUGCUGGGGCUAAUUUUCUCGAGUCUAACACAGUGAUGAGUAAGCAGCAAGAAGCAAGGUUGAUAGAAGUAGGAGCAACCGUAAGAAAUGCGUUUACAUAUUUUGAGAAAAUUAAGGUGAACGAGGAGAGAGAAAAUUUGGCAAAGAAAAUAAUGGAAAAAAUGUCAGUAGAACAGCUCACUGAUCUCAUGACUUUCUACCAAACAAUGGGCCAGACUUGCUCUUAUGUUUUGGACAGAAAACUACACGAAUUAUGACUUUAUGAUAUUGUAAAUGUUGAAUUGGGCCCCAUAUGAUUAAUAAACUUGGGCCCAAAUUAGGCCAACUCUGAAUUUGUAGGCUCUCUUAUGCUUGGUUAAAACAAUUAAAGUUAAAAUAAAUAAAUUAUGGAAUUUGUAGCAAUUUUUUAUUUUUUUGACGUGAAAUUUGUACCAAAUUUGUAAAUAUGGAGUAGUAUUAUUUUCCUUCA
Molecule: messenger RNA, 1628 nt
Organism: Chenopodium quinoa (quinoa)
Lineage: Eukaryota; Viridiplantae; Streptophyta; Magnoliopsida; Caryophyllales; Amaranthaceae
Product: protein NtpR-like
Exons: 5
Coding region: 133-1416 (427 amino acids)
Cellular component (GO): cytosol
Molecular function (GO): hydrolase activity, acting on carbon-nitrogen (but not peptide) bonds, in linear amides
Source: RefSeq, a predicted model, not a curated record